Uncinocarpus reesii 1704 is the source of this 1341-nucleotide messenger RNA. RefSeq lists its product as uncharacterized. Bases 1 to 1341 code for a protein of 446 amino acids. NCBI's taxonomy places the organism in Eukaryota, Fungi, Ascomycota, Eurotiomycetes, Onygenales, Onygenaceae. The record is from RefSeq and is a predicted model, not a curated record. The transcript is spliced from 3 exons.
AUGGACACAAACGCGCUGGUUGACCUUAUCCAUGAGAUGCAGGGCGAACUCUGGGUUGACAAAAUCAACAAAACCCACGGAACAGGCCAGCUUUGCCCCUGGGUGUCAACAUUCCAUCCAGACAAUCUUCCUUGUCACCUUGAUGGGACAUUCUACAAUGGUGCAUUUAAUGCUGGCAUGAAAAUGGUGUUUAGUGAUGGCACUCCUUGGAUGGUUCGUUUUCCUGAUGAGAAGGUUGCCAUGGAGGUAGCUACACUGGAUCUUAUCCACAAGAGAACUACAGUCCCGGUCCCAAGAGUACACGCAUGGGGGCCUGCUGCGAGCAACCGACUUGGACUGGGGCCAUUCAUCAUGAUGAGCUUCAUUGAUGGUGUGAGCCUCAGCGACCUAUUGUCGGACCCCAAUGCAUCUACCAGACUCAUAAGAGAGGAUAUCGACGAGAAUGACAUUGAAGUUAUCUACCGGCAAAUGGCAAAUUAUUUACUUCAGCUUUUCAAGCUCGAUUUCGACUGUAUUGGAAGCCUGCCAUGGCCAGAUUCCAAAUCCCAGAGCAUUACACCAACGCGUGACCAACAUCAGAGAUUUAAGACAACAACUGAAUAUUUUCAGUAUGUGAUUGGCCAGGAUUGGGAGCAGCUUCUUCAGCAACCAAAUUCAACUGUUGGCUGCUACAAUGCACAAAGAAAAUAUGUUGCAUUCAGUGCUCUAAAAGAUUUUCUUUGUGACCUGAUCCAUGCAGACUAUGACCAUGGCAAGUUCAAGUUGAUUUGUGAUGACCUUGGCUUAGCAAACCUCAUUGUCAAGAGCAAGGAUGAUCUUACUGUUGUAGGGGUUGUUGAUCUUGAGUGCUCAUAUAUUGGACCUGCCCAACUGUUUGGCUCAGCACCAUGGUGGCUUCUUCAAGACAGACCAGUUAACAGCUUGUGGGAUUGUGAGGAUGACAAGCCACCCAAGGUGGCCAGCCGCUAUUUCAGAUACUUGGAAAUCUUCAUACGUGUUCUAGAGGAAGAGGAGGCAAAAGGACAUGAAGACAGCAGAGAGCUCUCCAGUCUUGUCAGGUGGUCACAAACUACUGGGGCAAUGUGGCUGCACAUGUUGAUUUUAUCUGGUUUCAAUGAUCAUCACAGCUUUCCUUUCACCCAGCUGCGCCAACACUUUGGCACUGAUUGGACGACGAGGGAAAAUAAAAUCAGCAAGGCAGAGCUCGAGGAAUUUGAGAUGCGGAAACACAGAGAGUUGGAUGAGUAUGAUAAGGAGUUGGAGAAGAAAGAGGAGGAUAAAGCACUUGUCGACAGCGGGAAGAUGACCAAAGAGGAAUUUAUUGGUGUUACAAAGCAAUGA